ACCUGCAACUCGGUGAGGAAUCUGCUGUUAUCAUUUCAUCACCACUAGUAGAAAAGGGGUGAUGAAGAUUCAUGAUCUCAUAUUAGCCCUGAGGCCUCAACUUCCUGCAGCCAAGGUAAUGUCAUAUGACUUCACAAGCAUUGCCUUUGCCCCCUAUGGCAGUUAUUGGAGACAAAUGAAGAAGAUUUCAGUCUUGAAGCUCUUAACUGCUCCCUGCGUAAAGGCAUUUAGAUCGAUAAGGGAAGAAGAGGUCCAGAAAAUGAUUGGGUCUAUUGUCUUCUUAGGUGAGAAAUCUUUCAAUCUUAGCCAGAAAUUUUCUUCAAUGGCCAGUGAUAUAACUGCCAGGGCAGCAUUUGGCUUCAGGAUGAAGCCUGCAUUGGAAAGACUACAUCAGAAGAUCGAUAAGAUACUGAGUGAUAUCAUUGAUGAGCAAAAAUUAAGAAAAACAAGAAACCAAACCAACGCCAAAUCAGAUGAAGACCUGAUUGAGGUGGUGCUAAAUCUUCAAGAGUGUGGUACAGGGACUGUAUCAACAACCAUUGAAUGGGCAAUGUCAGAACUGAUAAGGAACCCAAUAGUGGUGAAGAAAACGCAAGCUGAGGUAAGAAAUGUCCUUGAAGGGAAGAGGACUAUUGAAGAGAAAGACAUUAAAGAACUGCAUUAUUUGAAAUUAGUUGUUAAAGGAAUUCUGAGGUUACACCCUCCUGCUCCCCUCCUACUCCCAAGGGAAUGAAGGGAAAAAUGUGAGAUUAAUGGAUAUGAUAUACCUAGCAAGACAAGAAUCAUUGUUAAUGCAUGGGGCAAUAGGUAGAGAUCCAGAAUAUACUAGAAUGAAUCUGAGUGCUUUAA
Rubroshorea leprosula is the source of this 849-nucleotide messenger RNA. The record is from the annotation of a GenBank genome assembly. Lineage: Eukaryota; Viridiplantae; Streptophyta; Magnoliopsida; Malvales; Dipterocarpaceae.